Molecule: messenger RNA, 504 nt
Organism: Suillus clintonianus
Lineage: Eukaryota; Fungi; Basidiomycota; Agaricomycetes; Boletales; Suillaceae
Product: phenylalanine ammonia-lyase
Exons: 4
Molecular function (GO): ammonia-lyase activity
Source: RefSeq, a predicted model, not a curated record
AUUGGUGGCAGCGCAGACACAAGGACAGAUGACCCUAUUGCACUCGGCGCUGCUCCCCUCCAGCACCAGCAUGCCGGCGUCAUUCUCCAUACUUACCCACCGAGUCCCUCUACUGCUAUCCCCACCCUAUCCACUAUUAUGCCUCCCCCUUGGACACGUGCCGCUCUCCUUGUCCGCGCUAAUAGUCUCAUGCGCGGACACAGCGGUGUCCGCUGGGAACUUGUCCAGACAAUGGCAGAGGUCCUUAAUAAGGGUGUUACCCCUGCCGUUCCUGUGAGGGGCAGCGUCAGCGCCAGUGGCGACCUAUCCUCCCUUUCCUACGUUGCUGCAACACUAAUUGGAAACCCCGCUAUCAGGGCUUGGGUUCCCUUGCCUCAUCCGUCUUCAGCCAUACCCAACAAUCACGGAUCGUACGCCCUCCUUCCUGCCCCGCAGGCCUUGCAGGUUGCCGGCAUCACCCCCCUCCCACUCUCGAGCAAGGAGCACUUGGGAAUCCUGAAUGGC